AUGUCAGCGUAUCGUCCUAGAAGAAAUAUUCCAUCAGCAGUUAAUACUCCAACGGCUGUUCGAGUUGAAGCGUCGCUGGCAAUAGAUAAAUCCGAAGCGGAAACUAUAUUGAGCGACUUCAUUUCAGUCAGUGAAGCCAUAGCUGGAUCAUUACCAAGCUCUUUAGACUCAAGCAAAAUUACUUUUUCGAAUACCGGAUUGUCCAGCAGUACCGGAAGCAGUGCGAUCUUGAGUCAAUUAAAAAGAGUGCAAAGAGACUUGAGAGGCUUACCACCGUUACUAUCAGAGGUUGUAGCAUCAACACCAGGAACAAUUGCACCAGCAGAAACCAUAAACAAGAAAAUCAAGUUCGACGAUGAAGAUGCUGAUGCAUCAGUUGAGCCUAAAAGCAAGAAGAUCAAAUUCGACGAUUCAGAAGUCGAUGCUUCUGCAGAUGCAGAAAUGGCAGAGCCUGUGACGACGGACGACAAUGAGGAACAAAAGCACGACGAUGAAGAAGAAGACGAAGAGGAAGAAGAGAAACUGCAAAAAGAGCCCAAAAAGUCUAAGAAAGAAAAGCACGACAAGAAAGAGAAGAAAGAGAAGAAACAUAAGAAGGAAAAGAAAGAGAAAAAAGAUAAGAAAAAGGAAUCCAAAGACUAG
This is a messenger RNA of Debaryomyces tyrocola, 642 nucleotides long. Lineage: Eukaryota; Fungi; Ascomycota; Pichiomycetes; Serinales; Debaryomycetaceae. The record is from the annotation of a GenBank genome assembly.